AUGGCGGAAAUAGACACCGCUGUCAGCACAGGAACCAAGCUUGAUUCCGACCUGCGGCGCAGAAAUGUCCCAGAUGCUGGUAGAAACCAACCGGCGUCGACACCGUAUAUCGACGAUGACAACUCGAAGAAGACCAGACCACAAUCCCCCUCAUCCCUGCAUGUGUUGGCUAGCUGGGAGCCGAUCAUUGCUCCCAUUAUCUUCACAGCCUUCGCUCUCUUCACUCGCAUGUACCGCAUUGGCCGCUCCAACAUUGUCACUUGGGAUGAAGCUCACUUCGGCAAAUUUGGCUCCCAUUAUUUGAAACGCGAGUUCUACUUCGACGUCCACCCGCCGCUGGGGAAGAUGCUGGUUGGUCUGUCUGGCUAUCUGGCUGGCUACAAUGGGUCUUUUGAAUUCAAGUCAGGUGAAAAGUACCCAGAAGAGGUCAAUUACGCCUUCAUGCGAGUCUUCAAUGCCGCCUUUGGUGUCGUAUGCGUUCCACUUGCCUACUAUACUGCCCGGGAAUUGAAUUUUCGCCGUUCCACAGUUUGGCUUGUCAGUCUGAUGGUGCUGUGUGAGAAUUCCUAUGCGACGAUCUCCCGAUUCAUUCUUCUGGAUUCCAUGCUGCUUUGUUUCACCUUUACGACGACAUUGUGCUGGGCAAGAUUCCAUCGCUUGCAGCAUGCGAGUUUCUCGGCGGAGUGGUAUGUCUGGCUUUGCCUGACCGGGUUAAGCAUUGGCUGCGUCUGCAGUGUCAAAUGGGUCGGCUGCUUCUGCACUGCAAUUGUCGGUCUCUACACGGCCGAGGAUCUAUGGAAUAAAUUUGGUGAUCUGAAGAUGCCUCAAGCGGUGCUUGCCAAACACCUGAUUACUCGCGUCGUAGGGUUGAUAGUCAUCCCGGUUUUGGUUUAUAUGUUUUCUUUCUACGUGCACUUCUUGGUUUUGGAGAACAGUGGCCCGGGUGAUGCUCAGAUGAGCUCUCUCUUCCAGGCAAACCUGCGAGGUACCCAGGUUGGCAAAGACAGUCCUCUUGAGCUCGCACUUGGAUCGCGUGUCACCAUCAAGAAUAGGGGAUAUGGAGGAGGUCUCCUGCACUCUCAUAUCCAGACAUUCCCGGAGGGAUCCGCUCAGCAACAGGUCACUUGCUACCAUCAUAAGGAUGCCAACAACGACUGGUUUAUCUAUCCCAACCGUGAUGCACCGGAGUAUGACCCUGAUGGUGAACUCCAGUUCAUCGCCGACGGAGAAGUUAUUCGUCUGAUCCACGCACAAACGGGCCGAAAUUUGCAUUCCCACGCCAUUCCGGCACCUGUGACCAAGUCCCACAACGAAGUCUCUUGCUAUGGAAACCUUACCAUUGGAGAUGACAAGGACCAUUGGAAGGUGGAGGUGGUAGAUGAUGCUGCAUCCCGAGACCGCUCCAAGAUCCGAACGCUCACCACGGCAUUUCGACUUCGCCAUCCGGUCCUGGGUUGCUAUCUACGGGCUGGGAACGUCAAUUUACCCCAGUGGGGUUUUAAGCAGAUUGAAACAACCUGCGUCAAGGAAAAUAAACCCGGCGACGUCUACACUCACUGGAACGUCGAGUCUCACACAAAUGAACGCCUGCCUCCUGGUGAUCCAGGCUCAUACAAGUCGCCUUUCCUAAAAGACUUUGUGCACCUCAACGUGGCCAUGAUGACCUCCAACAAUGCUCUGAUUCCUGAUCCAGACAAGCAAGACGAUUUGGCUUCGAAAUUUUGGCAGUGGCCGAUUUUGAACGUUGGCCUGCGGAUGUGCUCCUGGGAUGACAGUGUUGUCAAAUACUUCCUUCUGGGAAAUCCUUUUGUCUACUGGGGAAGUACGGCGAGUCUUGUUGCCUUCGGUCUUUUGUUGGUAUGGUACCUUCUGCGCUGGCAGAGAGGGUACCAGGAUCUCAGCAAAGAGGAGAUCCGUCAUAUCCAGUACUCGGGAUUGUACCCUGCGAUUGGAUGGGUCCUGCACUAUCUUCCGUUCAUCAUCAUGGCCCGAGUGACAUACGUUCACCACUACUAUCCCGCCCUCUACUAUGCUAUCCUCACAUUUGGCUUCUGUGUGGACUGGGCUUCACGAAAAAUCAGCCCGAGAGUUGCAGCGGCAGUCCAUAUCGUGCUUUAUGCAAUCGUCAUUGGGCUCUUCAUCCACUUCCGAGCCAUCGUGUUUGGUAUGGAAGGGUCGAACCAACAGUGGAGUCAUCUCAAGUGGCUGUCUAGCUGGAGGAUCUCGAAUUGA
This is a messenger RNA of Penicillium alfredii, 2232 nucleotides long. RefSeq lists its product as uncharacterized. The record is from RefSeq and is a predicted model, not a curated record. The coding region runs from base 1 to 2232 and encodes 743 amino acids. Lineage: Eukaryota; Fungi; Ascomycota; Eurotiomycetes; Eurotiales; Aspergillaceae. Gene Ontology annotation, biological process: protein O-linked glycosylation via mannose. Gene Ontology annotation, cellular component: membrane; endoplasmic reticulum. Gene Ontology annotation, molecular function: dolichyl-phosphate-mannose-protein mannosyltransferase activity. The transcript is spliced from 5 exons.